GUUGUGAAAUUAUGGAAAAUCAAUAUUUAAGUUACGACUGAAGUGUGAAAGAGAAAUUUUUACGAGGUUUCAUCUGAAAUUCUCCAUUAUAACUUUGUACUGAACUCCAUUAAGGGUUUUGCCUAUCAGUCAGGACUCACGUUGGAUGGGACGUAAGUCACGAUAGGCACGUGUUUAUAUUGUUUUCAUUAAGUGUACCGCUGACCACAAAAUACUCAAGACAUGUUCCCUGAAUAAAAACUGAAGUCGGGCUUUUCUUUAGCUGCAACAAAUAAAUGCACUAAGAUUUAGUUCUCCAGUGAUUUGCAUCUUGUCGAGAUGACUCUUUUUAGAAGACUUGAGAGCUAUGUUUGAGAUUCGAGGGUGGAAACUCUGUGACUUGGCAUUCGUGAAAUGACAGAGUUUGACUUGGAAGAUGGGCCUUUAGGAAGCGAAGCAACCGGCGGAUUUUCCGACAAAUACGAAGUUAAAGAGAAAUUGGGCGCGUAAGUAGACAUUUCUUGGCUUUUAAUUCAGGUUGAUGUCUCAAGAAAGAGCCCAUAAUCUUAUGUGAAGUCAGUCAGGGUUGUUUUCAAACAAUCGACAUCUAUCCUGGCGUGUCGUACGGUGAAGACCUUGCAUUAUUACACGUACGUUUGAUCUGUAGUAAACGCCUCUGGAAACGCUGUUAUUUGCAUAUCCAAUUAAUACUCGAGCAAACCUAGCUUAAGUUGCUUCAGUGAUGUUUAACGGGACUAUUGGUUUUCGUUAAUGCUCAAAACCGAUCCACAAUACCUGAACAGAUGUGACAGGAAGCUAGAGUCAUGUCGAAAUCUGUUGAACGCGUAUUCCUGCUCUAUCUAUUACAUCAGUGAACACCACGCUCCAAUGUUUGUCCGCUGUGAUCGUAAAGAAGUUGUAAGAUUGCGUAAUAGGGCCAUCGCUAGCAGUGAAGUUUGACCGACUAAGCAUCGAAGUAUGGUCCUGUACACAUACAUGACUUGUUGCAAGGCAAGCUAUAACCUACCGCUUGAUUCGCAGAACAUUGAUUUAUGGGAUCAAAUGUCGCGCGUGACUCGAACAAAUUGACACCUUUCUUUGAUUAUGGUCGAAACAAGGUGAUGCUCAUUCACUUUGGAAGUACAGUACACUCUAGAGAAUUUUACUCAUAAGUUUCGUAAUCUGUGCGUCGUUAGCGCUGUUGGUUGUAUCUUUACAUGUGCAUUUCCUGUCUAAUCGUGUUCAUGAUUACUAAAAAAUCAAAUAUGAAUUACAAUCUUCUAUGUCAGUUUAUGCUCCAAAGUGUGGUACAUCCUGAUACACGAUUUCAAGGCUGAAACCCUCAUAGUUCAGGCAUGCUAUCACAAGGAUUUCCUUCAGGGAAGGUUGUCAUAAGGAUUUUCUUCCCUUAGAAAUGCCAUAACUGCACACAAAUUAUGAUAGUUUUUUAACAUGUGUUUGAUAAAGCCAAUCAGUCGUUGAAAGUUUACUUUGCCCCUGCAUCACUUUGUCAGGUUAAUGAAUUAAUGGGAAAGCAUUUACCAUUCUCAAUCCACAGCUGUUUGUCAUCAUUAGAGGCCUUUAUUGUUUAUAUAAUAAACAAAUAAUACAUGAUUACUAGCAGGUAUGGAAUUUCUCUUCUUGGGCUCAAUUCAAUUUCUCACUCAUUUGCUGUGCUUAUUUGUGAGAUAUAGAGUUGACACUCAAGGAUAAAUUCUAUAUCUGUACAUGCCCAUGUAUUAUCCUGUAUUUCUGGAAGUCCUCAUAUAUGAAUUAAACAUAUUUUUAAUUGCCAAUAGAGGAAUUUCCAGUGUGGUACGAAAAUGCAUCCACAAGAUCACUGGAAAACCAUAUGCUGUGAAAAUAAUAGACAAGCUUAGUGAUGCAGGUGUGGACAUUGAAGCAACAACUCGGGAUGAGGUCAGCAUUCUGCUUGCUCUGCAAGGACAUGAAAAUAUAAGUAAGUGGCCAUUGUUUAUCACAAUUUUUUUGUUUUUGUCAUUGUUGCCCAUUUUUGACAUGACAAAGAGUAAACUUAUAAUAAAGCAUUGGUCAACUGAAAAAUAGAGUAGAUAAUGAAGUUUAUCUCAAAGUGUUAAAUGUGUUUAAACAAUACAUCCUUAGCAGGAUUGUUACAUGGUAUCUUAAAUUGUAAAUAUAUCUCAUCUUAUCUUUCCUUAUCUUAUUAGUGUCCUAUAUUGUAUCUCUCUCGACAGUUGGCUUAGUUGAUGUCUUUGAGUCCCCUGUGUUUUUCUUCUUGGUGUUUGAAUUGUAAGUGCAAAACUGUCUAUUUCACAGCAGUUCUUUGGCUAACUACAUUGUUUUUUUGCUACAUAAAUCUGUCAUGUGUAUGCAUCCAUUAAAAUUAGGAGAAUAACUUUUUGCAGUAUGUCUACAUGAUUGUAUAUUAAAGAGCUUUUCAAUUAAGUGUCUUCGAACCAAACCCAAAGGAAUCACUGUGGCUAAUUAGACUAAAAAAAAUGAUGCAAAGAGCAAAUGAUGACCAAGUUGGUAUUGGUUUUUAGGUUUACAUUUGGUUGGGUGAAUAAGUAGCACAGUAAUAAGUUCUGUGGACAUUUACAGAGUUUAUCAUUGGAAAAUCAAUUGAAUCCCAGAGGGCAGUCAAUUGAAAUUUGUGCAUAUACGAACAUCUUUCCUUACAAGCCUGUUCAUUCUCAUUAAUAGAAAUCAGUUUUCAAAAUGUAGUUUUAGACAACUGUUUUAUAUUGUGGUGUCGUCUCUUAGCUAAAGAUGAAUUUGGCAAAUUAUGACCAGUCAUAGAUGUACAAGUUAAUUCACAGUAUGUGUAUUUCUAAUGUUUUUAUUAUUAUGCACAAUUUAGGGCUGUAAAGGGAGAACUGUUUGAUCAUCUCACGGACCAAGUUACUUUAUCUGAGAAGAAAACCAGGUAUAUAGAUGCCCACAAAAAUUUGCAGAAAAUGCUUGAAUGAAUAAGGUAAUUUGGUAUUAUCAACUGAGAACAGUGGAAUUGUGGCUUGUGUGUGUGUUGUUGUUUUUUUUUUCUUGCGGACAGUUCCUUUGCUCGGACAAAGGGCUAACGCUUGAAACAUCAGCUUUGAAACUAUUAACGUAGGCCAAUUUACGUUAUCAACUCAGUUAAUAACACCAAAUUACCUUGUUAUACUUAACCACCAUUGCAGCACCACAGUUUCUUUCGAAACUCACCCCCUUAAUUUGCUUGAAUGAACUGAUGGGUAAACAAAUUUAGUAAGCAAAAGCAUGUAGGUAUCUGAAUGCAUUAGAACAAAAAUGAAAUGGAACAUUCAAUGUGACACAUAUAUAGAAGAGGAGGAGGAGAAUGAGUGAGAACAAACAUAUGGCCUUAUUGUGUAAUUGCAUUGAUGGCAAACUUAUGGCCUUAUUGUGUAAUUGCAUUGCUGGUUGCAAAAUGAAUUCUGCAGAUAUCUCUCUAAUGGAUAAAAAAUCAAGUUUAUGAGCAUUACUUCUACAUCUUGAAAGAGCAGAUCAAAUGUCGGAAUUUUUAAGUAUUUACAAUUUAUUAAAUAAAUGUAUUCAAAAAUAGUGACUUUUAUGUUGCAUUUUAGACGUAUCAUGCAUGAGGUAUUCGGAGCUGUUAAGUUUAUGCAUGAUCAGGACAUUGUUCACAGAGAUUUAAAGGUGAGUUAAAAUGCCUUUGGGAAUUACACCUUUGUUUACUUGUGGCUGAUCCAUGUGCACACCAAGUUGUGUAGAAUCAGCAUUGUGAACAUAUUACACUUUAUCUUACUUGAGGAAGUUUAACAUAUCUACAUGUACAUUCUUUUUCCUUGCACACAGAACAAAGAGUGCAUUUGUAACAUGGAUGACAUAUACAUGUAUUUGUAUUUUCAUAAGCUUUCCUAAAGUAGAUUUGGGAGUAACCUAAACUUUAUUGAACCAAGUUGAAUACCAGUAAAAACAAAAUUCCGAUGUUCAUUUCCUUUUUAUGUGUUCUUGUGUACUUGCAAGCAAAUUUUUUUGCAAUGUUGUUUUACAGCCUGAAAACAUUCUCCUUGAUGAAGACUACAGAAUAAAGAUAUCAGAUUUUGGCUUUGCAGUUAAGCUGAAAGAAGGGGAAAAGCUCAGAGGUAGUUUAAAAUUAAGUUUACUAACAGAAACAUCUCAAACUCUAUAUAUUUGUCACAAGGGUGCCCCCUCUUGUCAUUUUUAUGACUUUGUGAACACAUCCCCUCUUGACUGCCUUUGAAAGCAUACAGUUUACAGCCUGUUCUUCUGUUGAUACCAGACGAAAAUGACAAAUCAGUUCAUGUGCUCGAAUAGUGAAAAUACACUUACUGUAAGCAUCUGUGUGGAGAUAACAUUUACUUGUCAAAGUUCCAAGUUACAUGUAGGAAAGUUGUUUUAGCCAUAACUCAUGCACCCCUUGCAAUACAAGUACACAUUUAUGCUCCUAUACAUGUAUUUUGACUCCAUGUGUGCAGAAUUUAUGGAUUUAAACACAUGUGAAUAACUCAGUACAGAGAUGUACUGAGAUGUACUAUGCCUUUCAGAAUGCAUGCGAUUCCAUAUUUCGCACAAUCUAACAUCCUGCCAAUAACAAUGCUCUACUUCAAACUUUCAUCAAUCUUAAUGCUUGAUAUAACCACUAACUCUGCACCUAAAAAUAUCUGCAAUCUUUUUAUUUCUACACAAGACAUACAUCAGUAUAAUACCCUAUCAGCAUCUUCUGGUAACUACUAUAUUAACUAUUCUAGGCUUAAUCAUCAUAAAAACUCUUUUUCUAUCGUUGGGGCUAAAAUUUGGAACAGUAUUCCCGAAAGCUAUCGAAGUCUGCCGAAGCACAUAUUCAAAAAGAAAAUUCAAGCAUUACUAUUUGCAACUCUAGGAAGUCUGGAUAGUUAUGCUGACACUAGCACUCUUAUUUCUGAAAUAAAAAAGGCAUCUUAAUUAUAAUUCAAACAUAAUAUGUUAAUUUACUUUUUAUCACCUUUUCCCUCUUUUGUCAAAUAAUGUAUGAAAAAUCAAGUAAUUUGCAUAAUUCGUGUUUUUGUAAUUCGUGUUGUAUGUCCUUAACACCGCCUGCCUAGAUUAGCUCGCUAUUUGCCGGAGGUGAUUAUUGUACAAAGAUUUUCCUGCAAACUUAAUAAACUUGAACUUGAACUUGAAACUUGAACUUGAAAACUAGAUGUAAUCUUUUUAUUUCAUUGGCAUUUGCAUAUAUAGUAUUUUUUUAUAUAAUAUUUUUUUUUCCCUAGAGCUGUGUGGUACACCUGGCUAUUUGUCACCUGAAGCACUGCAGUGCUCUAUGUUUGGAGAUGCUCCAGGCUAUUCAAAGGAAGUUGACAUGUGAGAUAACAUUCUCCUUAAAUUUUUAAUUACACUAACAUCACAUUUUUUACAUACAUACAUACAUCAGCCUGCAUAAUGGUGAUGGAUAGAGACAAACUUAUCAGCAAGAAAAUUGGAUGAUACCUUGAUAUUACACCAAACUCUUUUGAUUGCCUUACAAGGAAAUGUAAGGCAGCUAGUUAGGAGAAUUACAAAUCCAAUCUUUAAAGUUACAGGGUUGAGAGACUUCUGUGUACAUUUUUAAAGCUAGGGUAUUUAGAAGACUUUUAAACCCUGCUCUAUAAUAUUUACUGGCAUGAAUAAUAAGUAGGAAUAUAAAGGCUCGUGUAAAUAUUUUUUGUCAUAUUGUCUCUUGGUUGAGCAACGACAAGCUGUCUGUAGUAGCUACUGUUGUUUGUCUUUUUUAAUAACUGAUUGCAAAAUCGUAAGCCCUUCCCGAGCAGAUUCGUCCCACACAUCGGCAGGCUAUUACUCUCCAGUCACGUUAUUUCCUGUUCAUGCACACUUUUCCCUCCCCCACACCAUUAAGGAAAGAAUAGUAUCAAAAAUUAACAAAGUUAGCAAUACAUGCACUCUAUGACAAUCUCGUUAUUGCUACUUAAAAGAGGCUUGAAAAUUCUCAAGUCUUAAUGAAACAACCUAAAAUCGUUUGCCAUUUUUAAAUGAUGAAGAGAAUUCUAUUCUAAACUACUGAAAGAGGUUUGCCCCUCGAGUACCAUCUGCCGUCAUAUUCAAAAAUGUCUUGCAUCCAUCACUGUUGUAUUUUCUUCUUUGCAUGGAACAAGAGUGUCCUCAUAUAUCUGUUAGCAACUGAAAUGUUUUUAACUUCCUUUUUUGUUUUUAUUUUCCAGGUGGGCAUGUGGAGUGAUCAUGUACACUUUGUAAGUAUUUUUAAGAAAAAUUAUUAAUUUUGAUUUGUCAUAUUGUUCUGUAUCAUUACAAAUAAUAUGUAUCAUCUUUUAUAUGUCACUGAAAUGUCAAAAUAGCAAAUCAAAUUAAAUUUUGACAGGAAAUACAUGUACAUGUAGGUUGUCAUUUCGACAGAAAUUAGACUCAACCCCUCAACCUCUAGAUGUGAUUAACAUGUCACUUCUCCCUGUAAUAUCCUCACAUUACCCAGUAAACAAGUCAUGAGAAUACUCAAACUUGAUAUCUGCAAUCAGAUCCUGGGAGUUAAAGGGUUACAUGAACAAAGGUGAUGCUCAUUGUGACAUCACUUCAUUUUGACAGGCUUGUGGGCUGCCCUCCCUUCUGGCAUCGCCGACAAGUUACCAUGCUGCGGUCAAUAAUGGAGGGAAGAUACCAUUUUCACAGUCCAGAGUGGGACGACAUUUCUGAGUCAGCCAAAAAUUUGGUGAGUUCCAGUUUACCAGAGAAAAUAUAAUUUAAAGGAGCUGUGUCACCAUAUUAAUUUGGGUAAUUCAGGGCGUGAAAUUGCGCCUACUACAGGCGCCAAUGCGACUAAAUUUUUCACUUUGGCGACCAAAUCCUGAAAAUUUGUCGCUAAAUUGGCGACUAGAAUGCUUCAUCAUAUCCUUACUUAGAGAUAUAGAGAAUUAAAAAGAUCAGAAAAGAUAUAUUCGCGGUAAACUUCCUCGUUAAGUUUGUUUCCAAAACGCAGCACAUGCAUCUCGAUCGAUAACUAGACGUCAUCUUGGAUUUAGGUGAGUCAUCCAUUCUAGUGUCCACGUUGUGGCAUGGUAAAGAUCUUUUUCCUGAUUUAAUUUUGAAGGGUCUAUCUAGAACGCUGACAGCAUUAAAAAAAGGCUUUGUCUUUCUUUAUAAAUGGCGACCAACUUUUUUGAAUUGGCUACCACUUUGAAUAAUUUAGGAGCCAAGUGGCUAUCUGAAAAAAAAAUUAAUUUCACGCGCUGUAAUUCAUAUUUCUGUGAUCUGCAAAGUUACAGUAGCACCACUUAGAAAAAGACUACCAGGUAGAAACUUGGAAAUAUAGAUAAACAGAAAGUAAUGGUGAACCAAGAGGGAACACAGAGGACUAAGGAUGAAGAAAAUAGCAACUGAUUGUAUGAAAACAAACUUGAGAAUUUUUUAAAUACUGUAGCAAACGUGGUUUCUUUUCUUUUCCAGAUUUCAAAGCUUCUAGUUGUUCAUCCUAAAGGAAGAUUAACUGCAGAGCAAGCUCUAGAACAUGCCUGGUUCCAAGGAGCUCAGGUUUGUUAUUUAGACUGUCAUCGUGAACGAAAACUUUGCUUUAAUAUGUACGAUGUAUUGAUUGCCUACCCUGUGCUAUUUAUUACUAUAUAUUCAUAUUUUUAUUUAAUAUACUUAUCUGUAUCUGUAUUUUAAAUUUGCAGCAGGCGAAAAAUGAUGGAUUUUCUGCAAGGUGGAAAUUCAAGGUAGCUCCAAAUUCCUUUUUGAUAAUUAAACAUAUUAAUAAUUGGUGCUUUCAUGUAGUAGUCAAUACAGGUUCCCGAUAAAUAUAUGGAGUAUUAAUGUAGAGUUCGUCUGUCAAAAAUAUAAUUGGAAACUAUUCUGGAGUAUUAAUGUAGAGUUCGUCUGUCAAAAAUAUAAUUGCAAACUAUACUUAGAGUACAGCUUCGGGAAAAGGGAAAGUGUCCCAGGCAAGAGGUGUCGCUUUUACAGAGGUAACAGAAUUAAAGGUUGUUCCGUCAGGACUUCAGAUUUUUUCCCUUGAAUCGAUGGGUCCCCAGAAAAGGACUAGCCACGGUGAAUUUUACCAUUUAUUUAAAGGUCUGUGAAUACUUUGCUAAUUUACUCACAAAUCAAUGUUUAUUUGUUAUUAGGGAACCGUGAUUGCCCUUAUAGCGGUCAGAGAAUUCUACAAGUUUGCAAAGAAUAAACUUCAACCAGUGACAUUUGAUACGAUUCUUCGGGAGCCUUAUGGCGUGAAACCUUUGCGUAAAAUGAUCGAUGGGUGUGCGUUCAGGAUUUACGGACAUUGGGUUAAACGCAACAAGGACGAAAAUCAAAACAGGGCUGCGCUAUUUGAAAAUAAACCUCACAAAGAGAGAUACAAUGGCAAUGGAGAUAUGCCAAGGAAGAUCAGUAACCUUGACACGUAUAACGCGUCCUUUCGAAUGUCAUCUAUGGGGUUGAUUCAGUACAAAUCCGUUAGAAAACUGAAUCCGAGCAACUAAAGGAGAAGCUUUACAGAGAAGUUGUCGAUGUUUUGUCCAUCUGUGGCUGAAGUAGCUGUUUGGAAAAAAAAUUGCUUCGUUCAGACUUGGCGUAACCAACGCCAAGCAGAAGCAAGCAAACACGGGCGUUUUCUUUUGCAACAGCCUGGGUUCCUUACUUUAAAGAUGUAAAUUUUCACGGGGUACUUUGUAAAGAGUUUUAUUUCCGGUUUGUUAACAGACUCACGAAUUAUAGUGACCCUUGUGAAAUAUCUCAGGCAAUGGUAAAAGAAUGAGACCGCUCGACUUUGUCAUAGCUUACCACGAAAAUGGAAAUGAUGUCAAUUAAGGAAAACAGAGAGCAGAAAUUUUGAUUCGCGCAAUAUUUGAUGGUGGCAUGAAAGUAAGUUACUAGGUGAUGUCUAGUCACUGGAAGCCCUCGCCCCUACUCGUGAAGCCAACUCCCGCGUAACAAACAGUAUUUUUCAGUAUAAGAAUAUAUACCGCAUGGAGCUUUGUUUCAACGGAGUAUUGUUGCAAAUUUCUGCAUUUUCGAGUGCUUAUGGUCAAGUG
Molecule: messenger RNA, 8960 nt
Organism: Pocillopora meandrina
Lineage: Eukaryota; Metazoa; Cnidaria; Anthozoa; Scleractinia; Pocilloporidae
Source: the annotation of a GenBank genome assembly